CUUGUGCGCCAAGCACUUCCUUAAAAUACAGGUAGCUCGUGUAAAUAAUUAUUUAAAUUACAACAACAACAACAACAACAACAAUUACUGUACUUAACAGCAAUUAAAUAUAAAAGUAAAUUUAAAUAAAUAAUUAACCACCGAUCGUGUACUCCGAUUGUUAACUCAGUCGAUUACCAUUCAAAUUAUUUUUUGACGUUAAUUAAAUUUAAAAAACGUCUAAAGUGACUUUACUCGAUAAACAUUACGGCAAAAUGAUUAAAUAAAUAUAAAUAAUAAAAGUUUUUAAUAUAAAUAAUUACAAUAAUAAAUACUCCAAUUGGAUACGAGUAAAUACCGGUCUGUUAUUUAAAUAUAUAUUAAAUAUAUAAACAAAAUGUAAUGACGGGGACGACGCUUCGUAAAACGGAGUGGACAAGGCUCCCGCGAGCUUUGAAGUGAUUGUUUAUUUUUAUUUAUUUUUUUUUUUAUUUAUUAAUUUUUUAUCACGCCAUCAAGAUGAUGGUCGUUCGGCUGGUGCUCACGACGACAUUAUUUCUACUGGUUAUCGGGAAUUCAACGAGUCAGCUGCGGGAUGAACUUGUCGCGACAACUAAAGAUCCUCAGUCGGUUGAUAAAGAUGAAAUACAAGACCACCGACAGAGCAGGACAGCUUCGCACACGGAAUCGCCGACGUCCAAGGCGAAGCGUGAGCAAAUAUUCCGAAAUCGGCUGGCAGCUCGUCGACGUCAGGCCUUGACGCGAUCAAACAUUUCCUCAAAAAGUCACUUAAAUUCAACUCUGCGCUCAAAACCGGCCGCUAAUGUAUCGAAAAAUUCCGUGGAUAUGCUCGAGGUCCAAGAAACUAGACACAGCGUCUACGUGACCGCGCCGUCCGAUGACCAGCCUUCGGUGAUUAUUGAUGAUAGUGAUGAUGAUGACGAUGCUGCCGGAGGUACUGACGUCGAAAGUCACUCAAUGUCAAAAUCAUCAGAAGAUCGUGCGUCAGAGUCAAAAGAUCACAAUCACGGGACAAUAACUUCAUCAGCACGUAAUUCAUCAGUCAAAAAUUCAUCUUUGUCUCUACGAAUUCAAAAGAAUGAUGACCAGUCACAGACUCAGACUCAGUCAAGACGUAAAAAUACCGUAGUGAUGCCCGAGUCUCUUUACAAUCACUUCCGUCCAGUCGAGAGGAAUAUUCCUAUUGAAGAUAUGACGCAGUUUCGAUACUUUGGUCAAAAAAUACGUCCGGAAAACACGACGAGCAACAAUUCCGUUGAAGUGACGUCUGUAUCGCCGAACUCAUCACAAAAUCGCCGACGUUUUUUUGUAAAAGGCUUCAGUACCACAGCAACGCCGUCAGCGGUACCGGGAUUAUCACCUGGCACUGCAAUUCCUAAGCUAGAGGAAAUUCUAAACGAAGAGAUGAAUAUCGCAGUGGAGAAAUCAACUGUUGAGCGCAACAAAAUUCCAAAGACUAAGAAUGUCUUUAGAAGUACGAGUUUGUAUUUAAGAAAAAGUCCAUCUCCAGCGUCCCAAGUAUCGGGCUCGCCACAAAUCAGAGCGUCAGAUCCUACGAUUAUGUCAAACAUUAUUGGAACAAAUAGAAGCAUUCACGAGUCGUCCGCUCACGCUACAGAGCAGUUGGUGGUAACAGCCUCGGUUAAAGAGGAGAAGGAAAAGAAAGAGGAAAAGAAGAAGGAUCAGUUAAGAGUUAAUUCAGCCUACCAGAUAAACGUCUCGACCCAGAUUCCUGAGGAGCCACACCAACGCAACCUACUAAGAGUAGGAAAUGAGUUUGAGAGCGAAAUUACGGAUUCCAACGAUGUUACGACUACCAGUUCUUUACACACCCGAGAUUACCAAAGCGACGACGCCAACAACAACAACAACAACAACAACAUUAACAAAAAUGACAAAAACAAUGACUCACCGAUAAUAAAAUUUGAGAAGCAACCCAAGAAUUUUAUACGCAAUAAAAAAAGCGGAAUUUCGCGAAUGGACCGACGAGCUGACGAACUCGAUUAUACCACCAGCCCUACCACUACCGCCGCAACCGCCACAAAGACAUUAUUCUUCGGCGAUAAAACCGCUGAUGAGCAAAAAAGAUCCUCAGGAAAAACACGCGGGACACCAGGCGACACCGUAGUGCCUUCGGAGUCAUCAUCUGCGCCUCAAGUGCCAGCCGCCGAACCCGCGAGAAUCUCGACAUGGCUGUCCAUCAACUCUGACCCAGUGACACCCUCAAUAGCUCCCACCACCGGGAGUCCAAUAAAUGACCCCGUCACGGUCCAGCCUCUCCAUCAAUACCAGCAGCAUUCGUCACUUCGUAUAGUCGUAACGGAGCCAGCGGUAUCGGGAAUUGAGUCCGCUGGCGAGCGUAACUAUCAGAGUACCGUUAAGACGGGAAAUUCGUCUCAUUCGGAGAAUGCCUCAGUGGCUAGAGGUAUUACCGAGAGGCUCAUUGCCUCGGGGGACAUUAUUACAACGACUUUAGAGACAUUAACAUUAACAACCGCGGCAACGGGUACCGACACUGGUACUCUCGAGCCAGCAACAGGUAUGCCGGUAAAUGAAGAACAAGUAGUAGAAGCACCUGUUGCUUUAGCACAGCAGAUGCAACACCCGUAUGCCUACACAAUCACAAACAUAACACGGCUGCUGGGCAACUACUCCGGGCACGGACCUGGGUCAAAUGACAAAGCAUCGUCCAGUAGUACGCCGACGACAUCGACAAAGUCCACUACGUCGACGUUAAAAGAACAAGUAAAUUCAUCGUUUUCUUCUCCUUCUACCCAUACCUUUGCUCUCGGAGCUCUAGAGUCGACGCGCACGCCCGGCCCAGUCAGUGUUCGUCCGACUGCCGUUGAAUACAGUGCUACGAGUCCGAGGAGCAGUAGUAGUAGUAGUAGUCCACUAACCAGCGGCACCAGUAACACCAGUCCGUUGGUGGGAGAACGCGGUAGAAAAGGUACAACUUUACAGCAACGCGUCGCCACAGUUCACCGCAACACUUCGUACUCGAAUACGGUUGAGGCUACAACUCUCAGAGCUAUCACGACAACUGGUACCGAUACUGCUACUGAUACUGAUACUGAUAUUGACAUUAAUACUGAAGAGUCUUCCUCAUUACUCAGAUGGAAUUACACGUCAACGACUGGUGAAACUCCUGCCGGUCGUCAAAAGGAAGUCAUUAAUGACCGAAGGUACUUGAGGAAGUCUGCAAGUGCUGUGUUGAAUCAGAGAAUCAGUGCGGACGAGUCAAUCAGGGAUUUUAAGAGACGUCGCAGUGACACUAGGAGCAGUAGUACCACCAGUAGUAGUAGUAGUAGUAGCAGUAGUAGAAUUAAAGGACGCGUUGAUGAAAGAGUCGCGGGGUCAAGAUCCAUUGACGCUAAAGAUGAGCUGAUUGAGUUGGUUCACAAUAAUAAUAGAAGCACAAUAAACAUUAAUAAUACCGACACCAUGGGGAAAUCUGGCGUCAACUCGAGUCUGUCUGCAGAAAUGGUUAAUGAAGCGUCGAAAGUGAUUGAUGAGCAUAAGUCUCAAGAUGCUGCCGGUAGUGACAAAUUGAACUUUACCACGGAUCCACCGAGUGCGAGUAAUGUCGUUAAUAAUAACAGUAAUGUGUCAAGUGAUCGAGUAAUUGAAACUGGUGACAAGUCAGAUGACUACAAAAUGACCUCGACAAAACCAACCACUGAGACAAUCACAUCUAGGCCAUUAACUAGUACAGUGACGACGAUAAAAACACCGACUGCUACGAGAGCAAGCCCAGUUUUUCCGGUGACCCCGAUGCUUUUUAACGGAACGAACAAGGUCACUGAAGAAGAAGAUAGAGAAAAAGUUGAGUCGAAUACGGAAGGUCCAAGGAUACCCGACAGGCCGUUUGGUAUCGCCAAGGAUUUAGAUCCUUCGGAAAUACAGAAGAUGUACCGGUCGCAAACAACCUUGAAACCGGAGCCGGGAAUGACGACACUUCCGCCCGAGGUCUUGAGGUCCAACACGGUGACCUCUCAACCCAAAAUGGACACGACCGGCAAGAAACUGAGCAGUGAGAGGUCGCCGGAGGUGAGGGCGAGAAAUCUCUCGGACAAGACCAAGGACAAAGACGACGUGUUGCCUAUAAUGCAUCUCUACAAUACUUCGAACAUCUUCAACGGGACGAUGAAGGACUUGGACGUGCAGACAGAACUCCCGAUCCCAGUGACAAAACCGACUGAAGCAACGACACUCGGUCCGAAUAUCCCCGAAAUGAACGGAAAAAAUCUAAACGCGACACGCUCCGAGAACAAGGAACGUGACCAAGUUCCUGAUUCCGAUGGCAAGAUUGGGAGCGUGUUGAAGGGUAAUAAAAGUCGGCAAGAAAACCGGGAAGCCGGUGGUCAAAAUUCCACCGCGAAAUGGCCGAAUACCUCCUCGUCCCCGUCUUUGUCUUCGAGCAACAGAACGAGGCACCGGCCGAAUUAUUACUCCGGGCCGGAGUCAAAUGGCUUUCACCCAGAGUUAAAUUCAACUUUUUACGAACCCGGAAUUAUUCCAGUUACACCGCGAGAUCCAAUUAACAUCAGUGAAGUCAUCACUAAACGUCACGACGGAGACACUUUGGCAACUCAAGAGACCGUCGUUAUCGUCAGCUACAUCCUCGCCAGUCUCGUUUUCUUCCCAAUCGUCGUCGGGGUCGUGCUAAUCUUCAGAAGACUGAUAAUUAAGAACCGCAAGGUGCUGGAGGAGUCUGACACAUCAUCAGAGAUAAGCUGCAGGAAGGAUGCGCUGAAUCUCGAGAAUGGGGACUUCAAGACCUCGAUCGAAAAAGCGAUAACGAAAUUGCCGAGGAUACAGCAUCUCUGUCAUGAAGCCGAGAAACCGCCGCCUCCAGCGAAACAGGAGUCGCGAUGGGAGUUCCCGCGUGACAAACUGCGGCUCCAAACAGUUCUGGGACAGGGUAACUUCGGACAGGUCUGGAAAGCUGAGGCCGAUGACUUGACCGGUCACAAGGGAACCACCAGAUUGGUCGCCGUCAAGACCGUCAAAGAAGGCGCCUCCGCUCGGGAAAAAGAAGACCUCGUAAGAGAGCUAGAGAUCAUGCAGCAGCUGGGGAAUCAUCCCAACGUCGUCACUCUGCUGGGCUGUUGCACUGAAGAAGAACCGCACUACCUAAUUCUCGAGUACGUAAUGUAUGGAAAAUUGCUUGCGUACCUACGGGAUCACCGGACAAGACAAGAUUUUUACAACUUCAGCGAAGAUUCAGCAGCAUUGACCUCCCGAGACCUCACGGUGUUUGGAUACUGCGUCGCUCGGGGCAUGGAAUACCUCGCGUCUAAAAAGAUAAUACACAGGGAUUUAGCGGCACGUAAUGUCCUGGUAGAUCACAAUAAAUUAUGCAAAAUAGCAGACUUUGGGAUGUCGAGGUUCGCAAACGAAGAUGGCGAGUGCAUCGAAACACGACAUGGAAGAAAUGCUUUGCCAAUUAGAUGGAUGGCUCCCGAGUCAUUGAUUUAUUCGUUAUUUACAACUAAAACCGAUGUAUGGAGUUUUGGAAUUCUCAUGUGGGAAAUAGUAACUCUUGGUUCGACGCCCUAUCCGGACAUGGCCGCUAGAGAGGUUAUGCGCAAUGUACAAGAUGGUUACCGGCUCGAACGACCAUCGCACUGUCGCAGCGAACUCUUCAGGGUAAUCGCGAGAUGUUGGCAUGCUGACCCCGAUCGACGUCCCGAGUUUCAGUUACUCAGGCGCGAUUUGGCCCAACUUCUUGAAGACAACAUGAAUGGACACUACGUCGAUCUUGAAAGUUACGCGUCAGAAUGCACAGACUAGUUAUUAAUUAAAAGUGCAGUGCGGUAUUUAAAAAUUACCUACUAAAUUAAUUAAAAAAAAAAAAAAAAAAAAAAAAAUUGUAGGCUAGUGAUUUCUACGCCAUCAAAGACACUAAUUUUUUUAAAUUGAGGCUGACGAGGUACAAAAAAGGAUUCGGCUAAAAUUUAUAUCCGUCAAUUCUCAAUAAUUUUUAUUUACUUAUUAAUUAAUAAUUAAUACAAAGACGUCUUCCAUUUUUUUCACGACUGUCUUUUAUUGUAAAUACGCGGCUCCGAGCCGCAAAUCAAAAAUACAAAAAAAAAAUGCAAGCAAUUUUAAAAUAAA
This is a messenger RNA of Microplitis mediator, 6120 nucleotides long. Its product is annotated as serine-rich adhesin for platelets-like. The record is from RefSeq and is a predicted model, not a curated record. The transcript has 7 exons. NCBI's taxonomy places the organism in Eukaryota, Metazoa, Arthropoda, Insecta, Hymenoptera, Braconidae. Gene Ontology annotation, molecular function: ATP binding; transmembrane receptor protein tyrosine kinase activity. Gene Ontology annotation, biological process: protein phosphorylation; positive regulation of kinase activity; multicellular organism development. Gene Ontology annotation, cellular component: signaling receptor complex. Bases 499 to 5796 code for a protein of 1765 amino acids.